This is a messenger RNA of Neocloeon triangulifer, 4256 nucleotides long. It is a transcript of the gene Oamb, whose product is annotated as probable G-protein coupled receptor No9. Gene Ontology annotation, cellular component: membrane. The transcript is spliced from 6 exons. Bases 789 to 2264 code for a protein of 491 amino acids. The record is from RefSeq and is a predicted model, not a curated record. Gene Ontology annotation, biological process: adenylate cyclase-activating adrenergic receptor signaling pathway. Gene Ontology annotation, molecular function: G protein-coupled amine receptor activity. Lineage: Eukaryota; Metazoa; Arthropoda; Insecta; Ephemeroptera; Baetidae.
UCUGGUGAUGGGAGGAGGUUUUUCCAUUUUUGGCUUCAAAGGCAAUAUGUAUUUACCAAAAAGGAGAGAGAAGAGGACGACUUUUUGAGACCCUUGAAAGCGUAUAUUUAUAUAGUGAGAGCAGAGAGUUGGCGCAAAGUUUUAAGCCUGGAAACAAGCGUAAUAAAAGUAAAUUUGGGGAGGCAAAAAAAUGGCGGCGACGGUGAAGCUGGCGCGCCGAAAUUAAGAGAGCAAAAAGGCAGAGCCAAUAUUUAUGGUAAUCCGCGACGUUAAUUAAAAUUUCUCUGCCGCGCCGCAAAAGAGCAGCUCAUUUGUUUUAAUUCCUAGCAAGGCGCAUAGAGAGGAUAAAUACGUGCGACACCGCUGCUUUUAUAAAUUGCCGGGGCAAUUUUUAUGGUCACACAUAAAGAGAGGGGACUCUCGCUAUGGUUCGCGGCUCCAGCAGUGCUGCAAAGAAGAAAGAAAGAAAACCGCGGCGGAUUUUUCAGCCCUAUUCGCAGGCAUGCGCUCUCAAAAGACAAAAGCUCGAACUUAUUGCACGUUUGUGAUUUCGCGAGGGACAAAUUAAUUCUGACCGGCUUUUCGGUUCGCGGAGUUUCCCCGAAACACGCAGUGCUGCAGAAAAAAUCAGGCCUAAUAUGGAAGCGGCGGCGCCGUGCUGCAGCCGAGAGUAAAACUCGCGACGAUCAACAUCUGGUGCGGGGGCGCGUGCGCCGGGGGCGGCGAAGCGGCGGCGGCGGCGGCCGGGGGCCAGAGCGGGCCAGGCCUCCGCCUCGGAUGGCAGCAGGAUGAACGCGAGCGCGUGCGAGGCGCUGCGAGAGGCCGUGGUGUGGCAGGGGGUGGCCGUGUUGGCGCCGCUCGUCGUGCUCGCCGUCGUCGACGUGAUGGUCGUGCUGGGCAACUGCCUCGUCAUUGCCGCCGUCUUCAUCAGCUCCAAGCUGCGCACCGUCACCAACCUCUUCAUCGUGUCGCUGGCCGUCGCCGACCUGCUCGUCGGACUCGCCGUCUUGCCCUUCAGCUCGGCCCUCGAGGUCUUCAAGGUGUGGCUGUUUGGAGACACGUGGUGUUCCAUCUGGUUGGCGGUGGACGUGUGGAUGUGCACGGCGUCCAUUCUGAACUUGUGUGCAAUCUCGCUGGAUCGGUACCUUGCUGUGACGCGACCCGUUUCCUACCCGACCCUGAUGAGUCCUGGCAGAGCCAAGUUGCUCAUCGCCGGGGUGUGGGUGCUUUCAUUCGUCAUCUGUUUCCCGCCGUUGGUCGGCUGGAAGGACCAGAAGGCCGACUCGUUCUUCGGCAACGCGGCUGCCGUCAACGAAACGCUGCACAAUGAUGACACGGUUCGCUGUACGUGGGUGUGCGAGCUGACAAAUCAUCCUGGCUAUGUGGUCUACUCGGCGCUCGGCUCUUUCUACUUGCCAAUGCUGGUCAUGCUCUUUUUCUACUGGCGCAUCUACAGAGCGGCCGUCCAGACUACACGAGCCAUUAAUCAGGGCUUCCGCACGACGAAAACGCACCGGUUCGACGAGCAGCGGCUGACGCUGCGCAUUCACCGGGGCCGCUCGUCACUCCAUUCCAAGACAGGUGGUGGUGGCGGAGGCGGCGGCGGUUCGCCGGCGUCUCGACGCCUCGAGCGCUGCAACACGCAAGACAAGAUCCAGAUCAGCGUGAGCGUGCCGCCCCCGGAGGCGCCCACGUCGUACGCGGUGCACUACACGACGACCAACGGCGAGGGCACCGCCGGUCUCCUGGGGGUCGGCAACCCGCCCAACAGCGGCCCGCAGCUGUCGCCGUCGUCGUGCGAUUCCGAGGACAACAGCCAACGGCCCAGGUUUGUCUCCAAAAUGGGCAAACGCAACAUAAAAGCUCAGGUGAAGCGUUUUCGGAUGGAAACAAAGGCGGCCAAGACGUUGGGCAUCAUCGUGGGCGGCUUCAUUAUGUGUUGGCUGCCGUUUUUCACAAUGUACGUGGUGCGCGCGUUCUGCGACGAGUGCAUCCACCCGCUGGUUUUUUCGAUCCUCUUCUGGCUCGGCUACUGCAACUCGGCCAUCAACCCGUGCAUCUACGCGCUCUUCAGCAAGGACUUUCGGUUCGCCUUCAAACGCAUCAUCUGCCGCUUCCUGUGCAACAAGAAGCCCGUCAGGCAGUUCACGCGCAACCCCAACAACCGACGCAAACUGGGCACGCGACGCAAGAUGACGGCGACCGGCGUGCCCCCGGGGCUGCCGCACGACGAGAGCGACGCCAACGGCUCCGACUCGCGGUGACGUCGAAGCUCCAACGACCCCGACGGCAGCGGCUCGUCGCACAACAAUUAAUGAGAGGAAAGAAAAAUAAUUGGACUUUCCGCAAGUGAAAAUAAUUCAUACCUGCUGCAGGUGUUUAAAAAAAAAACAUGACAAACUUUGACUCACCUACCCCAACUAUUCCACUGAGAAAUUAUUAAAACCUAAUUUUCUUUAUUAAUUCGAACUUAAAAUUUUCAAAAUCUCAUAUUUUAGGGUUAAACAGCCAGAAUAAGACUCUAGGGUAAUUUUCAAGGUAAAAAUUUACGUUAUUUUAUAAAUCAUUUCUAGAAACUUUUAAAUUGAUUCAUUUAAAACUUAAAACUUUAAUUUUUAUGCCAAAACUUUGCCACUUCUGUAAAGUUUGUGACCAAGAAAUCUCAAGUCUGGAUUUUUAUUUUAAUAUAAAAUGGAAAAUCCAGUUAACUAAGCCCUCCGAUUCCAUGAAAUGUUGUGUUAAAGUAUUGAAAAACUUAUUCUUAUUUGCACAAAAAUGUCAAGCAAGUUGCGUUCUUUUUGAAAGGAUUAUAUAAUUUUUCAUUAAAGAAUGCUGAAAAUUCAUUUAAUAUAAUAUUUUUACAUUCUCAUAUUUAUAAAAAAGGUUCUGUUUAAAAUUUUAGCAAUGCCGUUUUUACAAUAUGCUUAUUUUAUCGAUUUUAUUAAUUUUAAAAUCAGCGAUUAAUUUAUUUGUGUAUAAGUACAUUAGUCAUUACAUUCCCUGAUACCUUUCAAUCAUCAUCAUUAAAUUUAUUCAGAAUUGAUUAGAAGUUCUAAAAAAUAUUAACAAUCUGAUUUUUUUUUUUUUACUAAAAAUCUAAUUUAAUUAUUUUUAACAUUUUUGUCGUCAAACAUUUUACUUCACAAUUUCUUUGCUUUUUAUUUAUUGUAUAUUUAUAAAAUGAGAAUAAUUAAUUUUGUGGAUUUUUCCACUCACAAUUUAAGGCUGAGAUUGGACGAAUCCUCAAAUAAGUGCAGCAGUUGCGACCAAAAGUUAACGACGCACGUUUUAACUCUUGUUUGCACUGCACUGAUCUCGUAUAUUUAUAAUAACGCAGCAAAUUAGUUAUUCAUUUAAAAAGCGCUUGCAGAGAGGGCGGAGGUUAUUAAUUUUAGUCUGCGUGCGCAAACGAAGCAAUUAGCCCAGAAAAAUUGGUUUUCUCGUCUCGGUGCGGCGCGCGGCAAAGAAAUUAUACUUCCUCCCUUCUCGGUUUGACUGCAAAAGCAGGGCUUGAAGAAGUGAUUAGCCAAAGAGACUCGCGCGUGUAUAAUAAAAAGUGCGCUUGGCACCUCCAAGCUGUUGCUUUUUCUCGCUGCAAAAACUUCUUCUCUUUCUCUUAUACAUGCGCGCGUGCGGGCCAAAUUAAUUAAAUAAAUCCCGGGGCUAAACAUUAAUCUGGAGCUGCCGCAGCUUGGCGUGUGUAUCCACCGCGGCCAGAAAUAUUUUAUUAAAGAAAAACCGAAGGAACGCAUUCUCUCUUGCUCUUUCCGCCGGCUGAUUUUCUGAUAAAUGAGCUGAAGAGUUUUUUUUUGGUCGCUUUUCUCCUCCCUUCUUUGGGUUCUUUCUCUGGCAAAUGCGACGAGCGCGCGCGCUUUUUAUUAAAAAAGUUUCCGCUUUCUUUGGUAAAUUGGUUUGUCCGCCGCUGCCUCUCACCACGUAAACAUUUUCAACGGCACACAGCAGCGUCAAAGGUAAAUAUUUACGAUUCAACUUACUUGAGACUUAAUUUUCUUUUAUCCAACUCGUUUGACAUUCCAAUUCAAAAUGUUAAUUAAUCGCUCUAUAAAUAAUAUAUUUUUGUACUCCCUUUUUUAAGAAGGAAUAUAACAUUUUUUUAUUGAUUUUUAUAUUAAAUUUUAAUGCAAUUGUCAAACUAAUAAAAAGCUCUAUUUUCGUUACCAGAUUUCUUUUAAAUCGAUUAUUAAAAAUCGGGAUGUUUUAAUUUCAAAUUCAAAUAAAAUAUAAAAUUUAUUCAA